AUGCGAUCAUAUCACGUGAUCCACUCGACAUUGAUUGUUUUUUUUUUGUUUUCUGUUCGCUCUUUUCUUUUCUUUCUUUUUAUCUCCUUUCUUUCUUUUUUAUUUUGCGCUGCUGACAUUUUUGUCUUCAUUCUUCUUUUUUAUUUUGUUUGUUUCUUUUUAUACGUUUUUGCUUCUAUUUUCCUUGUCUUUCUUUUUAUGCCGAUCUUUCUUUUUUCUUCUUUUUCUUCUUUUUCUUCUUUUUUCUUCUUUUUUCUUCUUUUUUCUUUUCUUCUUUUUUCUUCUUUUUUCUUUUCUUUUUCUUCUCUUUUCUUCUUUUUCUUCUCUUUUCUUCUUUUUCUUCUCUUUUCUUCUUUUUCUUCUCUUUUCUUUUUCUUUUUUUUUUUUUUCUUUUUUUUUUUUUUUUCUUCUUUUUCUUCUUUUUCUUCUCUUUUCUUCUUUUUCUUUUUUCUUCUUUUUCUUUUCUUUUCUUUUUUUUUUUCUUCUCUUUUCUUCUUUUUCUUCGCUUUUCUUCUUUUUCUUCGCUUUUCUUCUUUUUCUUCGCUUUUCUUCUUUUUCUUCGCUUUUCUUCUUUUCUUCUUUUUCUUCUCUUUUCUUCUCUUUUCUUUUUCUUUUCUUUUUUCUUUUCUUCUUUUUUCUUUUCCUUUUCUUUUUUCUUUUUUCUUUUUUCUUAUUUUUCUUUUUCUUCCUCUUUUUUUCUUUUUUCUUCCUUUCUUUUUCUUCUUUUUUCUUUUUAUUUUCCUUCUUUAUCGCUACAUAUUAAUUGAAUUUAAGACUUAUUCUAUCAUUACGAGGAAAAUAACUGAAAGUCAUAAGCAAGCUCUUAUUCUAUCUAUCUAUCUUCACAUUAUCUAUCUAUACAUUAUCUAUCUAUCUAUAUCUAUCUUCACAUCUAUCUAUAUAUCUAUCUUCCUUCAAAUCUAUCUAUCUAUCUUCCUUCAAAUCUAUCUAUCUAUCUUCCUUCAAAUCUAUCUAUCUAUCUUCCUUCACAUCUAUCUAUCUAUCUUCCUUCACAUCUAUCUAUCUAUCUUCACAUCUAUCUAUCUAUCUUCACAUCUAUCUAUCUAUCUUCACAUCUAUCUAUCUAUCUUCACAUCUAUCUAUCUAUCUUCACAUCUAUCUAUCUAUCUUCACAUCUAUCUAUCUUCACAUCUAUCUAUCUAUCUAACAUCUAUCUAUCUAUCUUCAUCUAUCUAUCUAUCUGUCAUAUCUAUCUAUAUAUCUUCUAUCUAUCUAUCUAUCUUCACAUCUAUCUAUCUCAUCUAUUAUCUUCACAUCUAUCUAUUUAUCUAUCUAUCUAUCUAUCUAUCAUCUUAUCUAUCUAUCUAUCUAUCUAUCUAUCUAUCUAUCUUCACAUCUAUCUAUCUAUCUAUCUUCACAUCUAUCUAUCUAUCUAUCUAUCUUCACAUCUAUCUAUCUAUCUAUCUAUCUUCACAUCUAUCUAUCUAUCUAUCUUCACAUCUAUCUAUCUAUCUAUCUUCACAUCUAUCUAUCUAUCUAUCUUCACAUCUAUCUAUCUAUCUAUCUUCACAUCUAUCUAUCUAUCUAUCUUCACAUCUAUCUAUCUAUCUAUCUUCACAUCUAUCUAUCUAUCUAUCUUUAUCUAUCUAUCUAUCUAUCUUUUCUAUCUAUCUAUCUUCAUCAUCUAUCUAUAUCUAUCUAUAUAUCUAUCUAUCUAUCUAUCUAUCUAUCUAUAUCUAUCUAUCUUUUCUAUCUAUCUAUCUAUCUAUCUUCUUAUCUAUCUAUCUAUCUAUAUAUCUAUCUAAAAUAUCUAUCUAUCUAUCUAUCUAUCUUUCAUAUUUAUCUAUCUAA
Molecule: messenger RNA, 1812 nt
Organism: Acanthosepion pharaonis
Lineage: Eukaryota; Metazoa; Mollusca; Cephalopoda; Sepiida; Sepiidae
Source: the annotation of a GenBank genome assembly